Prorocentrum cordatum is the source of this 3690-nucleotide messenger RNA. Lineage: Eukaryota; Dinophyceae; Prorocentrales; Prorocentraceae. The record is from the annotation of a GenBank genome assembly.
AUGGAGGUUCGCGGCCCUCCUCGGUCGGCGCACGCUGGCUCUGCGGGCACAGAGGCGGCGUUGGCAGCGCAGGCAGGCGGAAGCUUGCUGAGCGGCUGGAAGCUCGGCCUCCCCUCCCCAGUCCGCGCUACGUACGCCGCGAGCUUGACGGCGGCACUGGCGGCGCGGGCGCAUGGAAGCUUGUUGCGCGGAUGGAGGCGCGAGGUCGACCCGGACGGGGUGCUGGAAGUCACUUACCCGCAGUUGCGACGGGUGGCGGCGCGCUUGAAGAUGGAAGGCGAUCCAUUGCCGCUGUUCGCCUGCAGCGAAAGCAACGCCACCCCCCCGCUGAGGCUUGCUGACCUCGACCCGCAGGCGGGAGAGCUCGUGGAGCGGCUUCGGAGCUGGAUAGCUGACGUCUUCGGGGGGCCCGAGAAAAUGUUCCAGGCCUUCGACGUAAAGGGUGUAGGCGAAGUCCCGCAGGAUCAGUUCGUGGCCGCGCUGGCGAGGUACGAGUUCGCUGCGUGCGAGAAUGAGAUGGUGGAGCUGUUCCAGUGUUGCGACGUAGACGGCUCUGGCUUCGUCGGCCUCGAGGACCUCUCUUUCUUGGGGGCGCCCGGCGAGCGCAUCCGGGGCUUGGGGCGUUUCAAGCAGAGGCUGGAGUCCAAGAACCGGCAGCAGGUCGUCCUUCUCGCCAACUACCGAGACGGCCAGGGCGUGCCCCCGAAGCACCGCCUCGCGCCCCGCCCCUGGCUCGCGGGCAGCGUGGAGCGCAGUCUGCCUGUGGCGGUCUGCGAGAAGCGCAAGGCACGGCACUGGCGUCUGGAGGCCAGGCGCGUGCAGGCCCGCAAGGCGUUUGUCAAGCAUCUGCGCUCUACUCACGGCAACGAGGUCCGUGCGUGGCGUGCCGUGUUGGACCCGGACGGCGAAUUCGAGGUGCGUCAGGGCGCCUUGCGCCGGUACUGCUCAAGAGCGGGGGUGCGGUUGGACGUGGCAGCAUUGUGGAAAUCGCUGGACCUCGAUUCGGAUGGAGCGGUUGGGCUGGACGAUCUGUGCCCAGAGGUCGCAGCGGUCCUCCUCAAGUUCCAGCGCUGGGCGUGCGGCCACUUCGGCUCGUGCGCGGCUGUGUGGCACCACCAGCGGGUGGUGGAGGCGCGUGAGGGCUGCCGGGGCAACGGCUGCUGGAGCUCUGACAAGAAGAUGCUUCUCAACACUUUCGCCGACGCCCUCCUCUCGCUCGGCUGUCCUACCUUGCGUGAGACAUCCUCCGGCUCUCGCGCGUCGCUUCUCGCCGCCCUGGACCUGUACAAUUGCGGUGUAGUCGACCGCUCGGACCUGGAGUGGCUGGACCAGUGGGAGCCACGCCCGUGGCUCCUUGCAGAGCCCGACCCAGAGGCCUGGCAGCGGCUGCGCGAGCUCAUGGUCUCCGAGUACCACCACCCGCUGCACGCGUGGCGCUGCACGCUGGAUAAGGACGACUCCAAUGCGAUCUCCUGGGCCGAGUUCAAUGAGGCCUGCCAGGCGCUAGAUCCCACAGCGAACAUCGCUGGGGCAUGGCGAGUAUUGGACGUGGACAAUUCUGGAACAAUCAGCCUCCAAGAGUUCGACCCAGACAGCGCUGCAUUGUUGGACUCCUUCAAGCAGUUCGUGGACCAGAAGUACGGCUCAAUUGAGCGCGCCUUCAAGGCUAUCGACGUUAACAGCUCGGGUACCCUCUCCUACACGGAGCUGCGAUGCGUGUGCAAGAGGUUGAAGUGGGAAUCUGAGGGUUCUGCGCGGCUGCUCUUCGAUAGUCUUGACGUGGACGGCGAGAGGGACGAAACGACAGGUAGGCGUUUCCUGAGCUACAAGGAGGUUGCCUUCCUGGACAGCUGGAACGCCGGGAAGCCACCGUCGAAGAUCGAUCGCGGAUUGGAGCGGUGGCGGUCAGCGGUCGGAUCGAGGGCGCCGUCGAGCGCAACCAGCUCGUCGCGGCAGUCGGCAAGGACGGUCCGCGAAGCGAGCCGUGGCAGCCAGGGAGCAACGCGCACCUCCACCUGCGAAACCAGCGAUCGAGGUUGCGCGGGCGCCGCCGCCUCGUGCCCCGAGAUUCCCCGGGCGCCCCAGUUGCCUCUCCUCCAGCACGCCGCCGCGCCCACGUCGCGGCGCCGGCCCCAAGCCCCGCGGCACCGGCUGCAGCUGUGUUGCCUCCCUCGCAUCGUCCGCGCAGGUUGCGGCGCCAGGUCCGCGCCAGCGCUCUGAGACUGCCCGAGGCCGGCAAAGGCGCCAGCGGCCGGCAGGCUAGCCGUCAGCCUGGCAGCCAGCAUCGCAGCCAGCUUUGGCAGUUGGCAGCGCCGUUGCCGGCAGGAUGAGCUUCUUCGCCCCAGCGCCGCCCGACAAAGCGCGGGGCAGAGGGCAGACGGCCGUGAGCCGGGCCGAUUGUCGGGGCACAGCGUUGUUCUGACAGAGUUGCUUGUGGUAUGUCGCGUCCAGCUUUUGCGCCAGUUUCACACCCUUGGACAAGCUACACCUCGUCCGCACCCUUAACUGGAAACGAGCGUCUCGGCGGUCCCCAAGCCUUGAUGCCACGGUCUUGUCUCUCUCGUCAAAACUGGGGGGCCCGGCCAAUUCCGAGGGCAUUGAGAAUAUCCAGUGACACCGCCGAGGUUAUUAGACUCCCUAUCGCGAUGCGGAGCGAGACGGAAAAAGCGUAACCGCGCGCAUCCGUCGCCAACAUGAUCAUUGUUGACCGUUGCCGUGGGCGUCCAGACCACGUUAGGAAUUGUGGCCAGUGCCGCGCCGCUUUGUCUAUGUGUUUGCAUUGGUGGUCUCUUCUCGGUUGAACGAGAGUCGCUGGAUGUACAUACAGUGGGCGAGUCCAGCAGUCGUGCUCUGCCGAGAGGGCUCCCGAGCAGUCCUCGGCCGGACACGUUUCCCAUCUCAGUGUCGAAGGCAUUAACCGCACCAUCACCAUAAUCCUGGAUGAGGAUCCAGAACCCUUUGCUGCAGUCCCUGACUCUGGAAGUCGGCCUCGUGUCACGAUCUGAACACAGGGCAGGGUGUCGAAGAUGAUGCUUAGCAGCUCAGAGGCAAACGCGAAUGUCGUUCACUCUGCUCUGCCAAGGCUACCUUGCACUGCUUGUCACGCCCUUGGGUCCCUUACGGGAAUUUGAUUUGGCCCGCCUUUUCUGUUGCGUUGCAUGCUCUGGCACAUGUCAGACGUAGGCACGCGCUUUGCUGUAUACCUUGUUCACAUAUUGUAACUGCCAGGCGCCAGAAAAGAGUGAUUGUUUAGGGCAAUUGAAAAUGAAGGAGAACAAUCGUAUUGCCCAUCGCCCAUCUCAACUCUAAGCGCCGUAAUUGAAGUGUCGAGGCAGGCGGUCGAAGCUCCGCACGCGUGAUGGUGCGCCUCCACCUCCUCCUCUUCGUCCUUCCUCCUCCCUCCUCCUUCUCCUCCUCCUCCUCCUCCGCCCGCUUGCUUCGCAGCAGGUCGCAUGCCUCCGCUUGCAGCCGAUAAGAUGCGUUAUCGUCCCCCUCUUGACCUCACUCACCCCCCGCCCUCGCCGAGCAGCUUCGGGCGGAGCUGCGAGUGUAGGCUCCUGGAUGGGCCACUUUUCAAAUACCUCGUAGAGCUCUUCGGCACCGAUGAGCUAGAGGAAUUCCGGCGCGGGGUGGAGCUAGUUGGCCGACCCGACCAGAAGAGACAAUUAUUUCGGGGCAUGGCAGGGCGCC